Messenger RNA from Melampsora larici-populina 98AG31, 2009 nucleotides. RefSeq lists its product as uncharacterized. Gene Ontology annotation, biological process: microtubule cytoskeleton organization; mitotic cell cycle. Bases 180 to 1526 code for a protein of 448 amino acids. NCBI's taxonomy places the organism in Eukaryota, Fungi, Basidiomycota, Pucciniomycetes, Pucciniales, Melampsoraceae. Gene Ontology annotation, cellular component: microtubule; cytoplasm. The record is from RefSeq and is a predicted model, not a curated record. Gene Ontology annotation, molecular function: structural constituent of cytoskeleton; GTPase activity; GTP binding. The transcript has 9 exons.
CUUUGAUUGAGUUCAUUCCACAUCAGACAGACUCAUCCUUCAUCGUCAGCUUCAUCGUCACUCAUCAUUCGUCAUUCUCCUUUAAUUCCUUAAAUCACGCGUUUACCUAUUUAGACAUUUCUAAUCCUCUUUAAACUACAUUAGAUUUCUUUCCUUUCUUACAAAACACUAAAUCAAACAUGAGGGAAAUUGUUCAUCUUCAAACUGGUCAGUGUGGUAACCAAAUCGGUGCUAAAUUCUGGGAGGUGGUGUCUGAUGAACACGGAAUUGCUACUGAUGGGCAGUACAAGGGUACCAGUGAUCUACAACUCGAGCGAAUCAGCGUUUAUUACAAUGAGGUCGCUGGUAACAAGUAUGUGCCACGUGCCGUUUUGAUCGAUCUUGAACCGGGGACAAUGGAUUCCGUUCGAUCGGGUCCUUUUGGUUCUUUGUUCCGACCCGACAACUUUGUCUUUGGUCAAUCUGGUGCUGGUAACAACUGGGCCAAAGGUCAUUACACGGAAGGAGCUGAAUUAGUCGACUCAGUUUUGGAUGUUGUUCGUAAAGAAGCCGAAGGUUGUGAUUGCCUUCAAGGUUUCCAAAUCACUCACUCCCUUGGUGGUGGUACCGGUGCUGGAAUGGGUACUCUCUUGAUUUCAAAGAUUCGAGAAGAGUUUCCUGAUCGAAUGAUGGCUACCUUCUCGGUCGUACCAUCUCCAAAGGUGUCUGACACCGUUGUGGAACCUUAUAACGCUACCCUCUCAGUUCAUCAAUUGGUUGAGAACUCUGAUGAAACGUUUUGUAUCGAUAACGAGGCUUUAUACGAUAUCUGCUUCCGUACCCUCAAACUACAAACUCCUACUUAUGGUGAUCUUAACCAUUUGGUUUCCAUUGUCAUGAGUGGUAUCACCACCUGUCUUCGAUUCCCUGGUCAACUUAACUCCGAUCUACGUAAAUUGGCUGUCAACAUGGUUCCCUUCCCGCGUUUACAUUUCUUCAUGGUCGGAUUUGCUCCACUCACUGCUCGUGGAAGUCAACAAUACCGCGCCGUCACCGUUCCGGAAUUGACUUCACAAAUGUUUGAUGCCAAGAACAUGAUGGCUGCCUCUGAUCCUCGACACGGUCGAUACCUCACAGUAGCUGCUUACUUCCGUGGAAAGGUUUCGAUGAAAGAAGUGGAAGAAAACAUGCUUUCAGUCCAAAGCAAGAACUCAAACUACUUUGUUGAAUGGAUUCCUAACAACGUUCAAACUGCACACUGUGACAUUGCUCCUCGAGGUUUGAAGAUGUCUGUGACCUUCAUUGGUAACUCGACUGCCAUUCAAGAUCUCUUCAAGCGAAUCGCCGAUCAAUUCACAGCCAUGUUCAGGCGAAAGGCUUUCCUUCAUUGGUACACUGGUGAAGGAAUGGACGAGAUGGAGUUCACUGAAGCUGAGUCGAACAUGCAAGAUUUGGUCGCUGAAUAUCAGCAAUACCAAGAGGCUCACAUCGACGAAGAUGAAGUCGAAGAGGAGGCUUACGAAGAUGAGGCACCUCCGGAAGAGUAGAUGAUUUGAAAGGAUGAUUUUUUCAGUUUUUUUGAUUCACUGCUUUGUCUAAUCAAUUUGAACCUUCAUUGAUCUUAUUGAUGUGAGACUGAAAAAAAGAAGAGAGAAAAGAAAGUACAAUGAAGCUAUUUGUCUUUGUGAUUUUCUUUUUUUUUUAAUUUGAAACGGCCAAUUUUGUUUCUUUUUUGUUUGUUUUGUUUUGUGCUUUCAAGUCUUAGUUCAGCUUUUUUAUAUUGUCCGCACUACCUUCAAAAAUCUCAAAUUGGUUAUUUUAUCUUUUUUGUUUGCGUUCAAAGUCUGGAUUGAUUUGAUCUUAUCUUCCAUUUUGCUUCGAUUCCUUUUACAGGACUUGAGGUGAUUUGAGAUGUGAUGAUUGAGUUUUUCUUGAUGAUGAGAAUAAGAUUGUGCGGUUGCUCGUUUAAGGCUUCUUUCAUGCCCACUCAGAAUAGAUCUUGUUAAUUCAAUAAUUAGAUGAUUGGUACU